UUCAAGAAUCCAUGUCUGGUUUAAUCAACAACCUGCACGAAAAUGGCGAGGUUUACCCACAACAACAAACACACAUACACAAGGACACUUUUGCUUUUGUCUUGUCUUGCUCUCAUAGGAGCUGCUCUCAUUGCAGAUUUCAUGUUGGCAUCUUCUUCUUGUUCUUCUGCAUAUUUAUCAAUCGCAUCCAAAUGGGCUAGGCAGAAAUCGGGGUUCAUAGUUGUGCCAAACCUUAAUGCUAGCAAAGUUGGCCAGAAAGAAUCGAUGGCUGUGAAAGAUAAAGCAGAGAGGAUUCCAGAAAGAUCACUAUCAGCAACUUUUGCUGAUUUACCAGCACCAGAAUUAGAAUGGGAGCAAAUGCCAUCAGCGCCUGUGCCACGUCUUGAUGGAGCAGCAAUUCAGAUUAAGAAUCUUUUUUAUGUCUUUGCAGGAUAUGGAACCCUUGACUAUGUGCAUUCUCAUGUAGACGUAUACAAUUUCUCAGAUAAUAAAUGGGUAGACAGAUUUGAUAUGCCAAAAGAGAUGGCACAUUCGCAUUUAGGAGUGGUAAGCGAUGGGAGAUACAUAUACGUAGUCUCAGGGCAAUAUGGCCCUCAAUGCAGAGGCCCUACAGCUCGUACAUUUGUUCUUGACACUAAGAUGAGGAAAUGGCGCAGCAUGCCUCCAUUACCAGCUCCCAGGUAUUCUCCUGCUACUCAAUUAUGGAGAGGCCGGCUUCAUGUGAUGGGUGGCAGCAAAGAGAAUCGCCACACGCCCGGAUUGGAACACUGGAGUAUUGCAGUGAAGGAUGGCAAAGCAUUGGAGAAAGAGUGGCGCACAGAAAUUUCUAUUCCUCGUGGUGGACCUCAUCGGGCUUGCAUUGUGAUUAAAGAUCGGCUUUUUGUUAUUGGUGGUCAAGAGGGUGAUUUUAUGGCCAAACCUGGAUCACCAAUUUUCAAAUGUUCACGCCGGCAUGAGGUAGUUUAUGCUGAUGUUUAUAUGUUGGAUGAGGAGAUGAAGUGGAAAACAUUACCUCCAAUGCCGAAACCCAAUUCUCAUAUAGAGUGUGCUUGGGUAAUCGUCAAUAAUUCGAUCAUCAUAACAGGAGGUACAACAGAAAAGCACCCAGUGACCAAAAGGAUGAUUUUGGUUGGGGAGGUGUUCCAAUUCCAUUUAGACUCACUGACAUGGUCCGUGAUUGGAAAGCUUCCGUACCGAGUAAAAACCACCUUGACUGGUUUUUGGGAUGGAUGGUUGUAUUUCACUUCUGGACAGCGGGAUAGAGGACCUGAUAAUCCACAACCAAGGAAGGUCAUUGGAGAAAUGUGGAGAACAAAGUUACAUUUAUGAAUUUUGAAUUUUGAUACAUACGCCACCAUAGCUACUGUAAAAUUUUGAUAG
Molecule: messenger RNA, 1380 nt
Organism: Pistacia vera
Lineage: Eukaryota; Viridiplantae; Streptophyta; Magnoliopsida; Sapindales; Anacardiaceae
Product: kelch repeat-containing protein At3g27220-like
Exons: 7
Coding region: 43-1329 (428 amino acids)
Molecular function (GO): protein binding
Source: RefSeq, a predicted model, not a curated record